Molecule: messenger RNA, 4891 nt
Organism: Penaeus indicus
Lineage: Eukaryota; Metazoa; Arthropoda; Malacostraca; Decapoda; Penaeidae
Gene: kel
Product: ring canal kelch homolog
Exons: 14
Coding region: 104-1921 (605 amino acids)
Molecular function (GO): protein binding
Source: RefSeq, a predicted model, not a curated record
CCGUCCCGCAGGUGUCCGCCGCCGCGACGUCCCAGCCAUGUCCCGCGCGUAGGCUCUCCCUCGUGCUCUGGCCUCCCUCCUCGAUCCUUCGCCUGCCGCAGCCAUGGACUCUGACGCGGAGAACCUGGAGAAGCAGUUCAGCAGCAGGCUCUUACUCCGCCAUGCUAGUCAAAACUCGCUGGAUGAAAGUUCUCAGAAACACAUCCCUCGCUCGGAGACUAAACACAAGCUACCCUACAGAAAUCCUCAACAUUUCCCGAGAGCUUUCGAUAAUCUGAAUCUGAUGAGAAGGCAGAGUCAGCUAUGUGACGUCGUCCUGGUAGCUGACAGUGUAGAGGUACCAGCCCAUAAAAUGGUGCUUGCAUCAUGCAGUCCGUACUUUCACGCCAUGUUUACCAGCUUCGAAGAGAGCCGGCAAGAUAGAAUAGUAUUACAAGAUAUAGAUGGCAGCGCACUCCAGCUCCUUAUUGAUUAUGUUUAUACAGCUGAAGUCCUUGUUACCGAGGAAAAUGUGCAGGUACUUCUCCCAGCAGCCAAUUUGUUGCAGCUAACAGACGUCAGAGAUGCUUGCUGUGACUUCCUUCAGUCUCAGCUUCACCCUACAAAUUGCCUUGGCAUUCGUGCAUUUGCUGAUCUGCAUGGGUGUUUAGAGCUGCUUUCCAUUGCAGAGAGCUAUGUAGAACAGCAUUUUUGUGAAGUUGUUGAGUGUGAAGAGUUCCUGUCUUUAACUUCACAACAAGUCAUAAAGUUAAUAUCCAGUGAUAGACUCACAACUCCCUCAGAGGAAAAGGUUUUUGAGUGUGUCAUGAGUUGGGUGGGCGGAGACUUACCCAAUAGAGAGCAGUAUUUGGCAGAGCUGAUGGAAUAUGUAAGAUUACCUCUUCUGUCACAAGACUAUCUCAUCCAGCGUGUGGAGGAGGAGCCAUUGCUCAAGCAAGAUACUCAGUGUAAAGAUUACUUAAUAGAAGCCAUGAAAUACCAUCUACUUAAAGGAGAACAGAAGGCCCUGUUCAAGUCACCUAGAACAAAACCCAGACAACCAGUUGGACUUCCAAAAGUUCUGCUUGUAGUAGGUGGCCAGGCACCAAAGGCAAUACGCAGUGUGGAGUGUUAUGAUUUUAAAGAUGAACGAUGGUUUCCUGUAGCAGAGAUGCCCACCAGAAGAUGCAGAUGUGGAAUAGCUGUUAUCAAUGGCAAAGUGUAUGCUGUUGGGGGAUUCAAUGGUGCUCUCCGAGUACGGACUGUUGAUGUGUAUGACCCAACGCGGGAUUCUUGGUCAUCCUGUGCCAGCAUGGAAGCACGUAGAUCUACCUUGGGAGUUGCCACACUUAAUGGAUGCAUAUAUGCUGUUGGUGGUUUUGAUGGUUCGACUGGAUUAAAUAGUGCAGAAAUGUAUGAUUCAAAAACUUAUGAGUGGAGAAUGAUCGCCCCAAUGUCAACACGUCGCUCAUCUGUUGGUGUUGGUGUUGUCAGCGGUUUUCUUUAUGCUGUUGGUGGGUAUGAUGGAGCAUCGCGACAAUGCCUGGCGUCAGUAGAGUGUUACUGUCCCGAGUCUGAUGUCUGGACUUCAGUAGCUGAAAUGUCAGCUCGCAGAAGUGGAGCUGGUGUUGGAGUUCUUGAUGGGCUUCUGUAUGCUGUGGGUGGACAUGAUGGUCCAUUGGUCAGAAAAAGUGUGGAGGUGUACAAUCCCGACACCAAUUGUUGGAGUCCAGUUGCCGACAUGAAUCUCUGCCGAAGGAAUGCUGGAGUAAUUGCUUUGAAUGGCCUGCUGUAUGUAGUAGGUGGGGAUGAUGGAACGUCUAACCUGGCAUCUGUAGAAGUUUAUAACCCAAAGACUGAUGCGUGGACCCUCUUGCCAGCCCAUAUGGGUAUUGGAAGAUCCUACGCCGGUGUAGCAAUUAUAGACAAACCUGGUUUCUGAGACGAGGCUGAGGGUGCGGAGGAGUGACUGCUCUAGUUGAAGGAAACAUUACGUGAACUCUGCUGAAGUGCCAUAAGUGCUCCAAGCCACGAUGUUAUGAUUGCGUGUGAUUUUACGUGUGUUGGUGCAUAUAUAUGAGGGUGUGUAUAUAAUGAUAUUGCUUGGUCCUUUAUUUUGGAAUAUUUUAAGCUGAGUAGCUCCAUUAGGAUCUAAGAGUGUUUUAGUAAACUGUAAAGUAUAAGAAUGUUAUGGCAUAAAGGAACUAAAGAUGAUGAUGAUGAUGAUGGUAUAUGAAUUUGAUUGAUGUGAAAAUCAAAUUCACUUGCCAACUUAAAGAAAUCUAAAGCCCAAGCAUCAUUCCAGUUGAAGAUAUGUUGUUCUUUAUUUUUUACAGCUUUACUGAAUUGCAGUUCUUUAUAUUAUAGGAGUUAUUUUGUGAUAAACAGUGCCUUUUUUAACAAGGGUUUUUAUUUUUUGCUUUUUUAAGCUUAUCUUCAGGAUUUAAGACAGUUGAAACAUAUCUACAUGUCUUGAAGUAAAACCACAGAGACUUUAAAUUAAUAGCUAUAUAUGAAUUGACAGUUUUCCUGCAUUAAGAUAAGUUCACUUUGCAUCAUGGCUUGGAGGCACUGAUGGGACUUUACAGAGCAGUAGCAGUCACCCCCGCACCUGUGGAAAAAAAUUUGGUGCAAUAAUGUAAAAGAUGUGGAGGCACAUUGGAGUGAUAACAGAAAUCUUCCAAAAGACAAUUGAAAACUGAAAAAGAAAAACUAAUAGACAAGGCAACUUGGUUCUGAAUUAUGUGUGUCAGUGAGAAGAAAGAAAGAAGAAAAAAGAAUUUAGAAAAUAAAAAGUGAAAAUGUCAGACAUAUUGAACCUGGAAAUGUUUGAAUGUAUAGUGGUUUAUGAAAAAAAUAUAUAUUUGUGGAAAAUAAAAGAUUGACCAUAGGAAAUAGACAGACAUGGGUUACUAUAAAGUGGAAAUAAGCCAUCAGAUUGCAGGUAAUAUUCUCUCUGAUACUAAGGUGAGAAUAGCAAUAAGAGGCAGGCAAGAGAACAAAAAAUGUCCCAGAUUUCCUUUUUUAAUGAACCUAGCAGUAUUUGGAAACCCUUUUUAUAACAGGUAAUACAUGUCUGUAUUAGGAAAUUGGUUUGUUCUAUUUUCAUUUUCUUAUAUAUCAAAAUUUACAGCAACAUGAGUUACAUGCUCUAUAAUUUCUACACUCUGUACUUUAUAUAGACAAAAGGUGUAAAGAAAGAUUGGGCAUUAAGAGGUUCCUUUUAAAAAUGUUGAAUAUAAAUUAAAGCAAAACAGUUUGCAUACAAGUUAUGCAGACUAGAUUAAUCUGCAUAUUGGCAGUGUUCAUUAAUACCCUUUUAUGAGUAUAAUAAUGCGUGGAAGCAUUGUUUUUAAAAAUUCGUAUCAUCAACUAUAUAGUCUUGUUACUGUAAUUUUUAUAUACUGAGGAGCAUGAGAAGAUUUCUCUUGGAAAACAUUGUAAAUGUUUCUUCCUUCCUGUUCUUCCUCAUCAUUUCUGUUGAUAUGAAUGUAGAUAGUCUUCCUACAUUUAUUUCCUUAUUUACUCUUCAUUGUGUUUUUCACUAUUUUCUUCUAUUUUUUAAUAGCAAUUUUGUCCCAGGCAUCAUCUCCCAUUAGUUUAAUUUUAACAUUUUGAUUCUUAUGUGCCUUUACUACCUUUUUCCUCUCAUGUUUAUACUUAAAAUUCUUCAGAAUAAGCACAAACCUGUCUUCAAUUCUUAAAUAUUACAAAGUAAGAGAAUGUCUAAGCCUUGGAUGUGUGUGUUUGUGUGUGUAUAAGUUUUGGCAUAAAAAUGCCUGGCAUAAAUGAUCAACUAUUUCUUAGUAGGAAAAGUUGUUACCAGAGGAGAGCAUGCAAUCAUGCAUUGCAUUCUCUUGGUAAUGCAAACUCAAUUUAAUGUUUGUGUAUACAUAACUUGUAACUUGUUGUGUAUUGAUAAGCUUUUGAAGGCUUUUACUGGUGAUGUAAAUCCAGGGUUAUGCUGUAAUAGAUAUUUACUGUAUUUCAUAUGUGUUUUAUACAGUCUCUAAGAACAACAUGUUGUUGAGAAUGUUGAUUUAUAUUGCUGAGGUUUUUAUUCUGCAAAGUUCAGCUAAUCAUAUAUGCGUUGAGUUUUCUCAGAAUCUAAUUUGACAUAUAUUAUUGGUAACUGAGGUUGCCAAUUCAGCAAGAAUUUUAUAGUUUGUAUAUUUGUUAUAGCAGUGAGGCUAUGAUUGUUAUCAGCAAUAACAUUAAUUGUGACAAGAUCUACUUUCAAAAAUGUUUAUGCUGACUUUCAAACAUGUUAUUAAGGACAGAUUUUGAACAUUAGUCAUGUUAUGAAUCUUUGACUGAUGUUUUGGAGAUUUCUGUUUGUGUACAAAGUGUACAAUGAAAUCAGUUCUUUGCUGUACAAAUAUACAAAUCUAUCUUAUAUGUUAAAUAUUGAAUGGUGAAAAUUUGACUUUCUCAUUGUUACAAUACAAAAUUGAAUUUUAUUAUUAUUGAGAAUUUUGUCCAGUAGAAGUACAUAUUGAUUUAAUGAAUGGUGUGUCUUUUAUAUAUUUUAUUUUCAUUUUACAAAUUUUCCAAAUGUACAAAUUAUAGAACUAAAUCACAUACAACUUCAGUAGAACUUAACUUUUUAUAUUCAAAUGCUGCAAUGUAAUUUGCUUUACAGGUCAGGACGGGAUAGAUGUAUUCAUUUUGUUCACUGCGCUAGUGGCUAGUGAUUAGUGGGUACUCUCUCGGUGAAGUAGACAGUUUCCGUUUAUUUUCUCUCAACAAAAUAGCUCUUGCAUUGAGAUUUAGUAGCAUUUAGGACUGAGUAAAACAGGAUUGGUUUGAUAGUUGGGGGUUUGAAAUAACUUUAUUUUAGGUUCGCUGUUUUACUUCUCUUUUCAUCCCCCCCCCCACCCUUCCCUUAUUUCUUCUUUAUCUUUCCCCUUCC